AUCUUUCUCUGCGUCCUGAAUCCUCAAAAGUUUCAUCUCUUCUCAGCCUCCGAGUCAAUCAUGAAUGCUUUGUGGCCUCUAUUCGACAAUGGCGAGCAGGCUGUGUCCAACGUAAAAGAUGAUAGCGAACUAGGAGAGAGCGAUGGCUUACCAGUACCCAACCACACAUCUUCCUACUGGCGGUCUGAACUGCAUCCAAUCGACUCUUACUGCUCAUCCGAGCAACUGCCUUCAAAAUGCGAUAUUGCGAUCAUUGGCGCUGGUAUGACCGGUGUCAGCACUGCCUACCACCUUUCCCGUCUCCAUAGCGCAGACGAAUAUGGACGAAAACCAUCGAUUGUCAUCCUUGAUGCUCGUGAAGUCUGUUCAGGAGCCACGGGACGCAACGGCGGGCACUCCAAGGUGCAAGCAUUCACCAUGCGAAAGGUGAUCAGCAAUGCUGGUGUAGAUACUGCCAACGAACUUGCGGCGUUUGUGUCUGCGCAGAAGUACCACAUGAAAGAUGCCGUCGACCGGGAAGAUCUGGAUUGUGAAUUCGAGAUGCGACGCAGCUACGAUGUGUAUGUCAAAGAGGAAGAGGCAAGGGAAGCGGAACAGUUAUAUCGCACCGCAGUAAAGGAGGGUCAUGCGUGGGUUAGGGACCUCGACUUUGUGGGACCCAGGUUUGCUGAGCAGGUCACAUCGAUUCAAGGUGCAAAGGCAGCUAUCAGCAUGCCCGCUUGUAGUCUCUGGCCCUAUAAAUUCGUGUCCCAGCUGCUCUCUCGUCUGGUCGACGCUGGAACAGUGAAGCUGUACACGCACAUGCCUGUUACUUCCAUUGAUUCGUCCGACGCUUCAUCCACUACGCUUCACACUCCCCAUGGUAGUCUGGGAACGAAGAAACUUAUCUUCGCCACUAAUGCCUACACUCCAGCCAUUUGCCCAUCAUACAAGGAUCAAAUCACGCCGUACAAAGGAACAGCCUGCCACAUUGCGCCCGCGAAACCAAUCUCGCCACAUCUCAGUCAUACCUACAAUCUCUACCACGACCACCCAUCACACCAGCCUGCAAGGGUCGACUACCUAAAUCCACGACCAGAUAGCGGCAUAGUCGUCGGUGGCGCGAACUUCCUCUUCAACGCCGACAAAGCUUCCUGGUACAACAACACCGAUGACAGUACACUUCUCCCCAACGUGCGUCCAUACUUCUUGAACUACAUGCAGUCCAACUUCAAAGGCUGGGAGAACAGCAAAGCCAAGAUUACACACCUUUGGACAGGUAUUCAAGGAGAAACAAAAGACGGCUUUCCAUUUGUGGGCAAGGUUCCGGGCAAGGAGGACUGGUAUAUCGCUGCUGGGUUUAAUGGUGGUGGGAUGACUUUUAUCUUUUCUUGCACUGAAGGGCUGGCGAAAAUGGUAGAGGGCAAGACGUACAAGGAAACUGGACUGCCCAAGAUGUUUGAUGCGGAGAGGAUGUAGAAGUGAGCUACGGAUGUGCUGCAUACUAUAGACGAGGUGCGGAAGUGAGCUUUCCUUGAGCAUAUGCAAAUGCUUCGAACGGUCUCAAUCUGACUGAUCCCUCAUACGCUUCUGCGUUAUCGUAAUUCGAAAUCAACAACUCCUUCAGAACAAAUCCUGCCGGCAAAGUCCACUUGACCUCAUGCUGUCGGAAAUUACAUACCAC
Messenger RNA from Aureobasidium subglaciale EXF-2481, 1663 nucleotides. RefSeq lists its product as uncharacterized. Gene Ontology annotation, cellular component: cytoplasm. The record is from RefSeq and is a predicted model, not a curated record. Gene Ontology annotation, molecular function: oxidoreductase activity. The transcript is spliced from 3 exons. NCBI's taxonomy places the organism in Eukaryota, Fungi, Ascomycota, Dothideomycetes, Dothideales, Saccotheciaceae. Bases 61 to 1458 code for a protein of 465 amino acids.